GUUUGUGUAAAAUUAUAGGUUAAGGUAAUGGCGGCGACGCCGGGGAGUAUUGAAGGUUCGGACAGGGUAAUGGAAACAGCGAAACAGAUCGUGAAGAGUCUCAAGACUCUAAACACAUCCAGUAAAGAGACCGAGGACAUGAUCUUGAUUUUGUCCAGCCUAGACAACCGAUUAUCGAGCAUCAACGAUCUCGUGUCUAAUUCGGAAGCAGAAGAUAGCACGGUCGAUGCUCGAUUUGAGGCUGCUGAGAAGCUUAUUCUCAGUUACGACUCCAAUUGCGAGCCGUACGAUGCCGUAGAAUAUUUGGCCGCGGUCGAUGAGAUCCUACAGUUGACCGAAGAUUUAUCGAUCCAACCAGAGAGCGAGAUCAUGGAUCGAGCCGAAAAUGCACUCCAAUUGGCCAUGUCGAGGCUAGAGGACGACUUUCGUCACAUUUUGACUACAAAUACGGAGGCUUUGGAUGCGGAGAGGCUGCACGGGUCGAUUCGUAGGGUUUCAUUGUCGUUUGCUUCAAAUGACGGGGAGAUUGAGGAUUUUGGGAGUUUUGGAGAGGAAGAUCAGGUGAGUGGGUAUUGUCACGAGAGAGGUGCGAGUUUGGGGAAUGAUGUGUGUGUGGACUUGAUUAAACCCGAUGCUGUGGGACAGUUGAAGGAAAUUGCCGACUUGAUGAUUCGGUGUGGGUAUGAGAAAGAGUGUUGUCAGGUAUAUAGUAGUGUUCGCCGAAAUGUUCUUGAGGAGUGUAUGUCGAAUCUGGACGUCGAGAAGCUGAGCAUUGAGGAGGUCCAGAGGAUUGAGUGGAAGUCAUUGAACGAGAGGAUGAAGAAGUGGAUUCAAGCUGUUAAGAUUGUGGUUCGGGUCCUUUUGUCAGGGGAAAAACAGCUUUGUGAGCAGAUCUUUUCCGAGUCUGAGCUGAUUCAGGAGGUUUGCUUUGUUGAGACUGCAAAAGGGUGCAUGAUGCAGCUGUUGAAUUUUGGCGAGGCAGUUGCAAUUGGGAAGAGGUCCUCGGAGAAGUUGUUCCGCAUACUCGAUAUGUAUGAUGCGCUUAUGGAUGUUUUAUCAGAUUUGGAAGCACUGUUUAAGGAUGAAUCGGGUGAGUUAGUAAGCAGUGAGGCAAAUGGGGUGCUAAAUUCACUUGGCGAAGCUGCCAUUGGGACGUUUGUUGAGUUUGAAAAUGCUGUUCAGGGUGAACAAUCUAGGAAACCAACACAAGGUGGUGAGAUUCACCCACUGACCCGUUAUGUGAUGAAUUAUUUGAAAUUGUUGGUUGAUUACAGUGAGACUCUUAAUGAGCUCUUAAAGAAAAAUGGGGAUGAGUCUGAUUGUUUGCAGAAUAGUGAUGGUGAUCAUUUGGAGUUAGAAAGCAUGUCUCCGAUAGCAAAACAUUUGCUGUCACUGAUUACGACUCUGAAAUCAAACCUUGAAGAGAAGUCCAGAAUGUAUGAGGAUGGUGCAAUGCAAUACAUAUUCUUGAUGAACAAUAUCCUUUACAUAGUUCAGAAAGUAAAAGACUCUGAGCUUAGGAACCUUUUGGGAGAUAAUUGGGUGCGUAAGCGCCGUGGUCAGAUUCGCCAAUAUGCCACAAGCUAUCUCCGAGCUUCAUGGAGCAAGGCCUUGUCUUGUUUGAAGGAUGAAGGGAUUGGUGGGAGCACGAGUAAUGCAUCCAAGGUGGCAUUAAAAGAAAGGUUUAAGAAUUUCAAUGCAUGUUUUGAAGAUAUUUAUAGGAUUCAGACUUCUUGGAAGGUCCCAGAUGCUCAACUUCGCGAAGAGCUUCGAAUAUCCAUAUCAGAAAAAGUGCUUCCUGCCUACCGCGCAUUUUUGGGAAGGUUUGGGAGUCAACUAGACAGUGGAAAGCAUACUGGGAAGUACAUAAAGUACACUUCAGAGGACUUAGAGAAUUACCUGUUGGAUCUAUUUGAAGGGACACCUCUCGUACUGCACCACAUGAGAAGAAAAAGUACAUAACAUGCAGGACUCAUGUAACAGGUUUUUGAGAAAGGUAUCCAUACCAUACUUUCCUUCACGUACUGUAAUAAUCUGUACAUGUACUAUCAAUCCUCUGUAUGUGUGAAACUUAAGGUGGUUCAUCUCUUUAUUGUCAUGACUCACAUUAGAGCUGAACUAAUAUUGUGUCCAUGAUCUUAUCACAUUUGAGUGGCUAUUGGGUAAACUGAUUGUUCAAUUGACAUGUUGAUCGUUGUCACAUUUCACCAUUGUUACUUGUUAAGCAGCUGGCGAACAGCCUCCCUCUCCCCCAGAUCCCAAAAAAAGAAAUAAUGUUUUAUUUACGUCCUACAACCCUUGCAGCCUCUUGAACCUAAGGCUUCCAAAUUUUCAAAACCUAGGCGGGGUGGAGCUAUAGUUCCAUGUAGAAAUGCUUCUCCAAAAGUUGACACCCUUUUAUUACUACUACUGUUAGUUUCUCUAGGGAAAUAUAAUAGUUCAGCUUCAACAGUUCAACCUCGUUAAAAGGUCAUACCCACCCAAUACAACACCCAUGAUUACAAGUUACUUGAUCAAUUAGCUGAAUUAGUUGCUGAAAUGUUCUUGCAACUUGUGAAACUUUUCAGCAGUUGCAUAAUUUCUGCUCCGUUGACAAUAGUUUCUUCUGUAACUUAAUGUCAGCAUAUGUUCUGUAACUUGCACACCAAGAUACAAGAAAAUAGACAGUUAGACACUAGGAACUAAUUUCCUCUCAAAUCAAUCAAUUUUCUAGUUUGAGUGCUGGUGAGCUCAAAGCAGAAGAUUACAGUAG
Ilex paraguariensis (yerba mate) is the source of this 2752-nucleotide messenger RNA. The record is from the annotation of a GenBank genome assembly. Lineage: Eukaryota; Viridiplantae; Streptophyta; Magnoliopsida; Aquifoliales; Aquifoliaceae.